Exaiptasia diaphana is the source of this 1328-nucleotide messenger RNA. RefSeq names its product putative histone-lysine N-methyltransferase 1. The record is from RefSeq and is a predicted model, not a curated record. NCBI's taxonomy places the organism in Eukaryota, Metazoa, Cnidaria, Anthozoa, Actiniaria, Aiptasiidae.
ACCCACAUGGAUCGAUACAGACGAGCUAGAGAAAAUCACCGACAGAGRCCACGGCCAAGAGGUCUGCUAGCUCGAUGUUGGCGCGCUGUUGUAGGCGUAAUGUUUUACUGCAUUGUUAACACGUCAGCAACAGACGAGGAGCUACCAGAAGAAGCUGUAAAUGAUAUUCGACCACCACGUCAUGAUGCCAACAUUAACACAAACUACCCACAAAACUAUAACAACAAUUCUCAACACGAAACACGACAUUGGAACUCAACAGCCAAUCAAACUCAAGAUAUCGCAUUACCACGUGGCCGUUUUAACACGAGCCAAGAGUCGAGAGAACAACAUUUCGAGAGAAUCAAGCAACCCCUUGAACAAGAUGCAAAAUCAAGGGAGGCUGUUGGGAAGUUCAAUGAGCUCGAAGCCAAAGCAAUACCAACGCCUCGAGACUUGUACAAAAAACCUGAAAGUGAUGACGAGCACAAUACGGCAGACGUUUGCAAAAACAGUGCUAGUACCUCAACCACUAAUGACGCCGAUGAAGAAAGUACUUCCUCAAAUGAAAAAGUAAAGUCACAAGAGCAUGUUGAGAAGCUCUAUAAACCUCAAGCCAAAGUAGCUCCAACACCUCGAGCCUUGUACAAAAAACGUCAAAGAGACAAAGCUUGCAAUACAGCUGGCAAAAAUACUGCUAAUGCUGUAAGCACUGAUGACGAGAAAACGACGUAUGCUCAAAACCCAAUUCCUCCUACAACAAAGCCAAGAAAAUCUCAAAAAAAGAAGAGAAUUUUCAAACUGAAAAAAGCAGCCAAAGCUAGAGGUUCAGAUUUAUCCCAAAGGUCAUCCUCAAAAGAUGAUUCCAGCAGUUCAGCUACACUCUCUGACAAAGAAAAACCAGCCAGCGUUAAGAAGAGAGAUGUUGAUGAACACAGAGCUGUAUUCUAUGAACCCGAUGGAAGACGCAMGGGUGGAGAGAUAAUCCCUGACUAUUACGAAUUCUUAAUUCGGGUUCUGAACACUGGUUACAAGGCACCUUCCCAGGCAGGCACUGCAGCAGAAGUCGAGGACAAUAAWCACGUGACACAAGAUAGUGGGCAGGUAAGACAAGUCCAGUCACAUAGCAGCAAAGAUGACUGUCCUCCAUAUGGAGUCAUGACAACUUCACUUGCCGAUGUCUGUACCUGCCAAUCACCACUUCCAGAUGUAGAAGUCAAUCAGCCUAAGAAUUGGCCAAGUUACCUUCCCAAAUUCAGAGAAAUUAUUCCCAUUGAGGUUGAGCUAGGUUUAAGGCCACCUCGAGGUUGAAUUAUUUCUUUAAGUGUUCCUAAUAAUUUCUAUUAUAC